AUGUCGACAAGUGCGACUGAUCCUAAGCGAUGGCGACUUGACGUCGACAGCGGUGUCCACCGGUGGCGAUAUCUUGAUGAGCCCGCAUCCACGCGGCUGCCACAGUCUGCGGCUGAGAAAUACUUUCUUGCACUACCCACAGGAUUGCCGCAACUUCCUAUUCCAAGGAAUUUCCAAGAAUCCGCUCGCAAUGGGUUCCGGUUUUACCAGAAUCUCCAGCUGGAUGAUGGCCAUUGGGGAUGUGCAUAUGGUGGCCCCAGCUUCUUGCUUGCUGGCAUGGUCAUCGCGAUGUACAUUACCGAGACCGAGAUCCCUCCAGAAUGGAAAACCGAGAUUAUACACUAUCUAAUGAGCACGGUUAACAAAGAUGGCGGUUGGGGAUUACAUUCUGCUGGUGAUUCGACAGUUUUUGCAACAACUCUCUACUACAUCACGCUGCGAAUCUUGGGUCUCGAGUCGACACAUCCUUUGUCUACCAAGGCUCGCGCCCGUCUUCACGCCCUAGGAGGGGCCAUUGGAAUCCCCCAGUGGGGAAAGAUAUGGCUGGCAUUAUUGAAUCUUUACAGUUGGAGCGGUGUAAACCCAAUCCCCCCGGAAUUCUGGUUGCUUCCUGAUUGGAUUCCGUUCCAUCCCUGGCGUUGGUGGGUUCAAUGCCGCGUCGUUUAUCUCCCUGUUUCGUAUCUUUAUGCAAACAAGGUCACAAAGCCGUUAGAUCCGCUUCUCACCAGCCUCCGCCAAGAGAUCUAUACACAACCGUACGAGGAAAUAAUAUUCGAGCAAUUCCGGAACACCGUGGCACCUGUUGACCUAAAAAAGCCGAUAUCCGCACUACUUCGCGUCGCCAAUGUAUUCCUACGCUGCUGGGAACAGUAUUUUCGACCAAAUUGGAUUGCUCAAUGGGCUAAUCAGCGAGUUUGCGCGUUGAUCCAGCGCGAGGAUGAGAACACCUCCUACAACUGUCUGGCUCCAGUCAAUAAAGCCUUUCACAUGGUUACCGUUUGGCAUUCUGAUGGCCCCAAUAGCUCUCGCAUGAGCUGUCACCGUGAAAAAAUAGCUCCAUAUAUGUGGAUGGGAGAAACGGGGAUGACCUGCAGUGGCACUAAUGGUGUCCAAGCCUGGGACACGGCAUUCAGCAUCCAGGCUAUUUUCGAGGCUGGCCUAGCCAUGGAGCCGGAGUUCCGUUCAUCAUUGGAAAAUGCCCUGAGUUACCUGGACAUCUCCCAAUUGAGGGAAGAUUUGGCCGAUCCUUAUCGCCAGCCACGGAAAGGUGGUUGGCCAUUCAGCACCAGAGACAAUGGCUAUGUGGUAUCCGAUUGUGCGGCGGAGGGCCUAAAGGCCGUUCUGAUGCUUCAAGAGCAGUGCCAUUUUGUCAAACGCAUCUCCGACGAACGCCUGCACGACUGUGUCGACACCCUGCUGCUCAUGCAAAACCCAGGCGGUGGGUUCAGUAGUUAUGAACGCACCCGCGCGAGCAGCCUGCUCGAAUAUCUAAAUGCGUCGGAGGUGUUUGACCGCAUCAUGGUCGAGUACUCAUAUCCCGAAUGCACAACGGCUGUAGUGACAGCCCUAUCGCUCUUCCGCCGCCAUUUCCCCACCUACAGGUCUACCGAAAUUGAUAGGGUAAUCCACCGUGCGAUAAAAUACAUCAUCAAUGCGCAACGGCCUGACGGGAGCUGGUAUGGGUCAUGGGGAGUGUGCUUCACCUAUGCUUCGCUCUUUGCCAUGCAGAGCCUAGAAGUGGUUGGUCAGACUUGGCAGACUAGCAACGCUGUUCGCAAGUGUUGCAAGUUUUUGAUUUCCAAACAGAAGAAUGAUGGAGGCUGGGGUGAGCAUUACACUUCUUGCGAGGUGGAAGAAUAUGUCCAGCAUGAGAGAAGCCAGGUGGUGAAUACUGCCUGGGCGUGCUUGGCACUGAUGCAUGCACAUUAUCCGUAUAAAGAAGCCAUUGAGAAAGGGCUCAAGUUGAUUAUGAGUCGGCAGCAGGCCAAUGGAGAAUGGCUCCAGGAGGGCGUGGAAGGCGUUUUUAAUAACACAUGCAUGAUCGGAUAUCCAAAUUACAAGUUCUAUUUCACUGCAUGGGCCUUGGGGAGGUAUAGUAAUGAGUAUCUUCCCAUGCUAAAGGAAUUGGAUGCUAGUUAG
Penicillium cinerascens is the source of this 2139-nucleotide messenger RNA. Its product is annotated as terpene cyclase/mutase family protein. Bases 1 to 2139 code for a protein of 712 amino acids. NCBI's taxonomy places the organism in Eukaryota, Fungi, Ascomycota, Eurotiomycetes, Eurotiales, Aspergillaceae. Gene Ontology annotation, biological process: triterpenoid biosynthetic process; ergosterol biosynthetic process. Gene Ontology annotation, molecular function: lanosterol synthase activity. The record is from RefSeq and is a predicted model, not a curated record. The transcript has 7 exons. Gene Ontology annotation, cellular component: lipid droplet.